CCUUUUGCUCGUUGUGCCAUGCGCUGCGCUCCACCGUGCAACCCCUCCGGUUGUGCUCCGCUACCUCGCGAGGGCUGCUCCUGGGGCGCGGUGACGGACCUGUGUGGCUGCUGCUCAGUGUGCGCGGCGGGAGAAGGGGAGCCGUGCGGGGGGCGCGGCGGCGGACCGGGAGGACGCUGCGCUCCCGGCAUGGAGUGCGUGAAGAAGGCGAAGAGGCAGGCGGGCCAGUGCGUGUGUAAAAACGACGGCGAGGUGUGCGGUAGCGACGGCAAGAGCUACGGGAGCAGCUGCCAGCUGAGAGCCGCCGGGGCCGCCGUCCGCCAGGUGCGCAAGGGAGCCUGCGACCAAGCGCCCAGGAUCACCAUCCCCCCCAAGGACAUCUGGAACAUCAGCGGGGCGCAGGUGUACCUGAGCUGUGAAGUCAUUGGAGUGCCAACGCCCCUGCUGACCUGGAAAAAGGUUGUGAGCAGCGGGCACCGAAGGGAGAAGGUGGAGCUUUUACCAGGAGAUCGGGAUAACCUGGCAGUGCAGACGCGUGGUGGGCCAGAGAAACACGAAGUGACAGGUUGGGUGCUGAUUUCACCACUCGGGAAGGAGGAGGGAGGCGAAUACGAGUGCCAUGCUGCCAAUGCCAAGGGUGAAGCUGUAGCCAUGGCGACCAUUCACGUUGUGGAGUCACUCAAGGACAUCCCGACCCCGAGCCUGGGUGAGACGGAGACGAGUUAAAAAUGCCCGCUGCCAGACGGUCUGCUCACCCGCUUGCUUCAGGCCCACUGGGACACCUCCAGGACAGCAGGGGCUCUCUGGGGCACACCUGGCACUGGCGGUCAUGAUGGGGUUCCUCUGGUGAAGCCCACCACCUUCCUUCAGUUGUCUGUCACUAAAAAUAAAAGCUUUGCAGAGCA
Molecule: messenger RNA, 905 nt
Organism: Erpetoichthys calabaricus (reedfish)
Lineage: Eukaryota; Metazoa; Chordata; Cladistia; Polypteriformes; Polypteridae
Gene: igfbp7
Product: insulin-like growth factor binding protein 7
Exons: 5
Coding region: 19-726 (235 amino acids)
Biological process (GO): regulation of signal transduction; regulation of cell growth
Cellular component (GO): extracellular region
Molecular function (GO): insulin-like growth factor binding
Source: RefSeq, a predicted model, not a curated record